AUGGGAUUUCAGGACCUCCUGCAUCAAGCUGGUGGCCAGGGGAGAUUCCAGAUUCUUCAGAUGGUUUUCCUUCUUAUCUCCAAUGUCUUAGUGCAAAUGCAUAUUCCUUUGGAGAACUUCACUGCUGCCAUCCCUGGUCAUCGCUGCUGGGUCCACAUACUUGACAAUGACACUAUCUCUGAUAAUGGCACUGGGAUCUUCAGCCAUGAUGCCCUCCUGAGAAUCUCCAUCCCAUGGGACUCGAACCUGAAGCCAGAGAAGUGCCGUCGCUUCCUCCACCCCCAGUGGCAGCUCCUUCAUUUGAAUGAGUCUUCCCUCAACGCAAGUGAGCCAGACACAGAGCCCUGUGUGGACGGCUGGGUGUAUGAUAAAAGCACCUUCCCCUCAACCAUUGUGACUAAGUGGGACCUGGUAUGUGAAUCUCAGUCACUGAAAUCAGUGGCUCAAUUCCUAUUCAUGUUUGGAAUGCUGCUGGGCGGCCUUAUAUUUGGCCACCUCUCAGACAGGUUUGGGAGGAGGUUGAUUCUCAGAUGGUGUUUCCUCCAGGCGGCCAUUGCUGACACAUGCGUGGUCUUUGCUCCCUCCUUCCUUGUUUACUGCUCACUGCGCUUCUUGGCUGGGUUUUCUACCGUGGCCCUCCUGUCAAAUUGUGUUGCACUCAUAAUAGAAUGGUCAGUGCUCAGAUUCCAAGCCAUGGGGAUGACGCUGGUAACCUGUUCCCAUAGUAUUGGACAUAUAAUCCUGGGAGGCCUGGCUUUUGCCUUUCGAGAGUGGCACACACUCCAGCUGGUGGUGUCUGUACCAUUUUUUGUCCUCUUUCUGUCCUCAGGGUGGCUAGCAGAGUCUGCUCGAUGGCUGAUUGUCAACAAUAAACCAGAUAAGGGCUUAAAGGAACUUAGAAAAGCUGCACACACGAAUGGAAUAAAGAAUGCUGGAGAAACUCUGACCAUGGAGGUUUUGAGAUCCACCAUGCAGAAGGAGCUGGAGGCAGCACAGAACAAUCCUUCUGUGUAUGACUUGUUCCACACACCCACCCUGCGUAAAUGGAUCUGCCUCACAGCUUUUGUGAGAUUUGCAAUCAGUAUGCUCCAUUUUGGCCUGUUGCUCAACAUCCAGCACCUGGGGAGCAAUGUUUUCCUCUUCCAAGUUCUUUUUGGCAUCAUCUCCCUCCCAGGCAGUUGUCUGGCACUUUUGGCAAUGAAUCAUAUCGGCCGUGCAGGAAGCCAGACCAUUUUCAUGUUCCUGUCGGGUAUUUCUAUUCUGCUCCUCACAUUUGUGCCUCAAGAAAUGCAGACCCUGAAUGCGAUUUUGGCAACUUUGGGAAUGGGCACUUCUUCUACCUCUGUCACCUGUUCUAUUGCCCACACCAACGAACUUUUCCCCACAGUAUUCAGGGCAAGAAUUUCAGGAAUCCUUGUAAUAACCACUUGUGUUGCGGCAGCCCUAGCUCCCCUCUUGAUGACCCUAGCAGUGUUUUCUACCCACCUACCCUGGAUCAUCUAUGGAGUCUUCUCCAUCCUGGCUGGCUUUGUUGUCCUUCUCCUGCCUGAAACUAGAAAUCAGCCUCUGCCUGACACCAUCCAGGAUGUGGAAAAUAAGAGAAAAGGCUUAAGAAAAUCAAAGCAAGAAGAUACCUGCAUGAAAGUGACACGGUUUUAA
This is a messenger RNA of Trichechus manatus latirostris (Florida manatee), 1659 nucleotides long. RefSeq names its product solute carrier family 22 member 9-like. The record is from RefSeq and is a predicted model, not a curated record. The transcript has 10 exons. NCBI's taxonomy places the organism in Eukaryota, Metazoa, Chordata, Mammalia, Sirenia, Trichechidae. Gene Ontology annotation, molecular function: transmembrane transporter activity. The coding region runs from base 1 to 1659 and encodes 552 amino acids. Gene Ontology annotation, biological process: transmembrane transport.